Molecule: messenger RNA, 4294 nt
Organism: Vespula vulgaris
Lineage: Eukaryota; Metazoa; Arthropoda; Insecta; Hymenoptera; Vespidae
Product: LIM/homeobox protein Lhx9
Exons: 5
Coding region: 1175-2077 (300 amino acids)
Source: RefSeq, a predicted model, not a curated record
CGUCGCGUACAGAUGUGCUGUUAUCUGUUGUUUAUUACACGCGAGCGAUAGUGUACCAUCCAAACGCGCGCGUUUAUACUCUGUGGUGCUUCUCUUUGCUCGAUUACCUUCUUUUCUUUAUCUAUCGAGCUUUAUCUUCUUCUGUUUGACGAAAAAACGAUACGAACAAACGAACGAACGAACGAACGAACGAACGAACGACCGAACGAACGAACGAACGAACGAACGAACGAACGAACGAAUGAACGAACGAACGAACGAACCAACGUACGUACGUACGAACGAACGAACGAACGAACGAACGAACGAACGAACGUACGAACGUGACGGAAGGUCAAUGGUGUGUGUGAACAAGAGAGUUUAGUGUGACAGUGCACGGAUAUGAAUUCUCGAGACGACCGCCAUGCGUCUCCUUCGCCAACGAAGGAUCCUUCCUGGAGACACGGAUUGAUGCCACGGGAUCGUUUCUACGGUGAAGAGCCACUCGAUCGUCCUAACUUAUCGUGUUCAACUCGAUGAAGAACGAUUGCUCAAGGAAGACGACGACUGUCGACGGUGAGGAUCUGUUUUCUUAAAAAAGAAAGAGUAAAAAAGGAAGAAUCGAUACACCAACAAAGUAGUUCGCGCCUUUUUUUAAUUAACUUUUGCCGCUUACGUCGUCGAGAAAGACAUCGUGUGUUCUACGAGCAAGAUAGUGUAUUAUCUCAAGGAUCUAAGAGUAAGAGUGGAAAAGCCGAGUAUCCGAUUUCUGACGGUUGUGAUAAUUCGGAGCCUCUUCGAAUUGGUUCGAAAUCGGGAAUAGAAAAAUAAAAAACGUGACACGCAAGUGCUAGCCGCGAGGGAAGAUAAACCUCGUAAGUUUUCUUAGCGAUUUUCUUCCCAAGGAGAUUGUAAGAUCGACCAACCCACGGCAUGCCGUGGCUCGAGUUAAUCCAAGAGAACCGGAAGAAGAGAACCGGUUUCCGUAUAGUCGGACCUCAAUAAGGUCCGCGAAGGGGUUAGUGGGAGCAAGAUAAAAGAAGAAACGGGAGUUAGAGCGAGAAAGCAAGAAAGAGAGAGAGAGAGAGCGAGAGGUAGGACCCAAAAGCUUUUGUUUUUCGUCGUGACAAGCUGUCGGUGGGCUCCUUGGGCCCACCUCUCAUCGGUCAAGCUGGCGAGCGCUCUAACCGCUGGUAUGAACCCCCACCACCCGGGCCACCCCGCAGCCUACCCCCACCACUCGUCUUUGUCAAGCAGUCCACAUCAUACAGGGCCCGGUGGGCCUCACCACGGCUAUGGAGCGAAUGGUGGCGGCGGAGGAGGUGGUGGUGGCGGUGGUGGAGGCACCACAACAACCCCGGACCUACCAAGUCCCCAUUCGCCACCCCAUGGAGUUUCCACGGAUCCGGCUACUCCGUAUGGCUCUCUACAGGCUGGACAAGGUAUGGGCGCCAAUGGACAUCACCAUGGAGCCAGUAGUAUGAUGACCGACCAUCCGCACCAUCCGGGACAUCCCCAUCCCCAUCUACCAGGUCAUCCUGCUUACCCACCGGUCAAUCACAAUAACAACUGUACGCUUAAGCAAGAAGGCGGUCCAAGUGCACCAACGAGCACUCAGUUAUGCGCGGGUUGUGGCGGUCAGAUAGUCGAAAGAUGGCUGUUACUCGCGAUGGAUCGCUAUUGGCAUAAUGGCUGUUUGAAGUGCACAUACUGUAAUGCGGCUCUAGCGGAAAUCGGCCACUCGUGCUACACCAGAAGCGGCAUGAUCCUCUGCAAGAACGACUACAGAAGAAUAUUUGGCAGCAGUGGUGCCUGUGCAGGUUGUGGCAAUCCGAUACCUGCCAAUGAAAUGGUCAUGAGGACGGGUGGAUCGGUGUUUCACCUAAAGUGUUUCACCUGCAGCAAAUGCGGUGGACAGCUUGUUUCGGGCGACAGGUACUAUCUUCUAUCAGGUUCACCGGUUUGUGAAACGGACUGGCACAAGAUACUGAAAUCAUCGAGCGUCGCCGCAGCGACUGCGGCAGCAGCAGCAGCAGGAAACGGGGGUGCACCGGUGAGGAAAGGUAAGGUCGGUCGGCCUCGAAGGAGCCGCGAAUGAGGCGGCAACCCGGUCGGUCGCCCGAAGAAGGUUCAACCCUCUCCACAAGCGACGCCCGUUGUCGUACCAACGCAGGUCGACGUUGCGGACGUUGCCGUAGGAGGGGAUCCCUAUUCGCCGCCUCCGCCGGGUCAUCAGCACUAUCACCAUCAUCAUCACCACCAUCAUCACGAACAUCAUCAGAUGGGCCUUGUGCAUCCGGGUCUGGCGGCUCAGCAAACGACGCACAUGCAACAGCCAUCGUCCGGCAGCUAUCAGGAUUGGCCGCCGUGGGCACAGGAUCCUUGUGACUGAAUAGACCCCUCCGACCUGGUACUCUGCCAGGUCUGUGCCCACCAUGCGUCUCUCUCUCGAAGAUCACGUCCUCCUCUCUCAUUGCAAGAAAAUUUCAUCAAAAAAGAUGACGUGAUUCGUGAUCGCAUCGGGAGAAUGUGCGUUGUGCGACGAGUGAGAACCAACCAUACGUAUGUAUGUAUCGUUCGAUCGUCGUGAGUGCGUCGAAAACGAAAUUGUACCGGCUGCCAUCUUGCUUUUUCGUUCGAUCUCCCGAAAAAAGUAGAAACGCCAAACUUUCGAGCACGCGCGGAGGACGAGUCGCCGUCGAUUUUUCUCUUCGCUCAACACGUCUGCUUUCUUAUCUUCUUUAUUCUCCUUCAAUCGAUGUUCGGUACGUGUACGAGGCAAAAGGAUGCUCUUUCCUUUUCGAUCUAAGCUUUCAAGUUAUGUUUCUCCGAGAAAUCGAAACGCACAGAACAGACGACAGAGAAUUCUCAAAGAAAGAUGCACGAUGAACGUCAAUAAAGAAACUUGGACGAUUCAAACGAGCGACCCAUUUCAGAUACCUCGACUCUUAGAAAAUUAUUUUUCUUUCAAAAUUAUCAGUCCUUUCGUCUCGCCGAGCAGCACGUUCCGUAAACUCGUUAAGCGUUCCUUGUUCCCGUGAUCGUUAAUGGUGUCUCUCGCUGCAAGGUGAAACCCCGUACCAACGUUAAGACUCUUAAACGAUUGAAACCGUCAUUUUAAUCUUCCUCGAUGGUUUCUACGUUGUCUCGCUUCUCGUCAUUUCUUCUCUCUCUCUCUCUCUCUCUCUCUCUCUCUUUCUCUUUUUUUUCUCUCUCUCUUUCUCUCUCUCUCUCUCUCUCUCUCUCUCUCUCUUUUUGUUUCUCGUAUUCAUAAUAAUCGAACGGAACUCAUUCGUGUCGCGCGUGAAAAGUAUUCGACAAAGAGAUUAUCAAUUCAAUACAUUGAACGAGAAAUGCACAAGUGGUACACUACAUUCAUAGUGGUUAUAUAGUCGCGAGUUUCUCAAGAAGCCGAAGUACGUAUCUUCUACGCGUGGUUACAUUGGCGAUAAGUAGGAACGCUUUCUUUUACAGCCAAUUGCUGCCUUCGAAUAACGGCUGUGAAUGUAGAAAGAUGUAAAUCUAUGAUUCCCUUCUUCCCUCGUAUGAAUCCUGUUCAAGUCUUGCAUGUAUGCGUGUGCAGAGAAAGAGGGGAAGAGAGAGAGAGAGAGAGAGAGAGAGAAAGAGAGAGAUCGAAGUAAAAAGAUGGGGUCACGCAUGGAGCAAUUGGAAAUUUGCAUCAGCAUCGAUCUAUGACACUUGCGAACUUUCGUAUAUUUCUUCGAUCGCUGAAAUACAAAAAGAAACGAACAUCGUUUUUAUUUUCUAUCGAAGAGACAUCGACGAUUUUGUGAUCGCGCACAUUUUAGAAAGUCGAAUUGAACGACGAGGCGCAAGAGCAAGACAUGCACUACAUCAACAAACUUUUUUCAAGCGACAGGGUUACGAUCAUCCGCAAUAAAUGUAACAUAAAUGUAUAAUCUUAUAACACGUUGCGAUAUAAUCUAUAAACCGCACGUAGCCAAUGUCGUUUCUCGAAUGUUGGACAGGCUUUUAUCCCUUCCACUUCUGUUUUACGUGAAGAACAGGCAAGGGAAAAGCUAAAGCGACACUGACGAUGAGCCAAUUCGAAGCUCGAUAUCGAAACUAAAGACACAAGUUUUUGAUGUAAACUGUACCAUAAUGAAAGGAUACAAAAAAAAUCACCUCGAUCGUUAUACGUUUACUCGUUCCGUUAUUAGCGAACUUUUGUCUCAAGAGCUCUGCGUACUUAAAACAAAAAAUAUUAAGGGCUCGUAGGUAGGACUUUUGAAGAAAGCGACGCGGCAAUCUUAGGAGCGAAAGAGAGAGAGAGAGAGAGAGAGAGAGAGAGAGA